AUGACUAAAAAAGAUCUUAAAAAAAGCCGUUCCACGGAAGAUUUAAAGUCUCAACCGCAGGACAGUCAAAAAAUCAAGGAACUCCAAGCCCAAAUCACCGCCUUAUUAGAACAAAUCUCCCGGAUUAAGCAAGAAGCUAAUCAGCAAAUCCAAUUUGAAGCCAAAAAAGCUCAGAAUUAUUUGGAGCAGAUUACUAAGUUAACGGCCGAAGUAGACAGUAAAGAGCAAGUGAUUAAAGAACUAACUACGGAAAAGAAUGAAUUAGCGGACCACAAUAAUGAGUUAAGAAUCAACAAUUUAAAGCAAGACAAUUACUUCACCAAAUACCAACAGGAAAGUAAACUUACUCAGCAGUUAAAAUUACAAGUCGCUAAACUACAAAAAGACCUCACUAUUACUCAACAAGACCUCAAAUCCGCCCAAAGAAUUAUUGAAUUAAGAACUAUUAAACCAGAUAAUAAAGAUAGAAAAGAAAACUCCUUUGAUUACUGA
Messenger RNA from Paraglomus occultum, 492 nucleotides. The record is from the annotation of a GenBank genome assembly. Lineage: Eukaryota; Fungi; Glomeromycota; Glomeromycetes; Paraglomerales; Paraglomeraceae.